Brassica rapa (field mustard) is the source of this 3858-nucleotide messenger RNA. Its product is annotated as CASP-like protein 4A2. Lineage: Eukaryota; Viridiplantae; Streptophyta; Magnoliopsida; Brassicales; Brassicaceae. The record is from RefSeq and is a predicted model, not a curated record.
AAUAUAUGAGUGUUUUAAAACCUUUAACACAAUAAUAAUAUAUGUUUUGAUGAAAUUUUUUUUGACAUAUAUAAAUAAUUUGAUGUUUGAUUUAACUAUUUGAAAUCAUAAAUAAUAACUUAUUAUGCUGAUUUUUGGAUUAAUAAGACAUAAAGUAAUAAAUAUUCGUAAGAUGAUUAUGUCCGCAUGUGCGGGCAAAACACCUAGUAUACUAUUAAAACAUAAGUCAUGAAUAUGUGAUAUUUUAAAAUGGACCAUCAUGUAGAAUGUUUAUCAAAUUUUAAAAUAAAUAUUUGGUUUGAGGAAUCACUUAAAAUAUAUGCAUGUAUAUAUAUUAUUCAACUGAAAGCACAAGAAACUGAAUGAUGAUAAGAGCUUAAGAGAGUAAGCUAAUUUCUAUAAAAUGGUGCUAGUCUUAUGCCUUUAUCAUAACUAGCUGGGCUAUAAAUAUUGCAUGAAAAUAUAUAUAUGUAGACAAUGUCAUAAAUAUUGAAUAAUAAUUAUAAAUAUUAAAAAUAUAUAUUUUAACUUCAAAUAGUUUGAAAAUCAGUAGUAAAAUUUCCAUAAAUUUGAUAUAAAAAUAACUGAUGAAUAUAUUUAGUAAUAAUACUUGCUUGUGGAAUUAUAUAUAUGUAAUUAUCACAUUAACUUCUCCAACACAUAUUAUGCAUCUUCUUCGGCCUCUUCUUAUUUGUUUCAUCAUCAUUUCGUUUUUUAUUUAAAUUUUUGCUAAUAUAAUCCUAAUUUUUUGCCAAAUAUUUAUUUAUCACUCUAAAUAAUAAUACAAACCAUACACUUAGUGAACCAAAGAGUGUCCUUUGCUAUUUUAUAAUUGAUAUAUUAUUAAUAAAAUUGUAACUAUCAAUUGAGUUCAUAUAACAAUGCAAAAUAGUGAUGUCUUGUUGAGUCAUUUUUUCCAUGAUGGUGUCGACGAAAGCUGCUGCUGUUGGAGCGGCUUCAGCCGGGGUGGACUCGUCGCCGGACAACGAGUCUGAGUGAACCAUGAUGAUCUUUGUGAUGCUACUUUGUCGGGCCUCACGGUGGGAUCCAACUGUUUGAAUCGAGAUUUGUCGGAAACUAGUAAAAGAGACGAGAACUCGUCGGUGGGUCGAGACAAAGACGUUUAUUAGAUCAGAGAACAUUUAGUCGGUUUACAAAUAAGGAAAUAUGCAGUAGAAAGUAAGUCGGCGAAAGCUAGUUCACCGGAAAAUACAAGUCGGCGAGAAAGAUAAAAUGAAACCCUAGUUCUAGCCGCCGAAAGUAUGUGUAGUCGAUUUCGGAUCCUCUUUUCGUUGCUUUUGUCUCUCCUUAUAUAGACGACCAGUCGAUGACCUAAUUCGCCCUCAUUCAAUGGGUUUUUCAUUCGUUGGGAUGAACUGUCGGGCCUCUGUGUCGAGCCGUUGAGUGGACUGUUUUCAGUCGCUCGUUCGAUCGACUAAAAGCGGUCUCAAGUCGAGGCAAUCUAUGAGCCGUCAAGCCGAAUCUUUUUCUUCUGAUUAUGGGCCAGCUAUUAUGUGGGCUUUGUGGUAGGAUAUGAUCCAUACCCAACACCAAUCUUGAAAAGACUUGACAUCUUUAAUACGAUUUUCAACUCAGAGUUUGUGGUAUCCGAUGAAUUUUAGCCAGAUCUUAGGUUAAGAGCUGGUGUCAUGAAGAACUUACUACCUUCUUUUUACUCUCAUGUCCUGCAUCACGAGCUCUUCUUCUCUUAACUUUCUCUCUUCACGGUGUCAGAUUUGUCUAUUGUGGACUUUGAACUAGGAAAAUACAAUAAGCACACGUAAAGGUCAAAAACUAAACCUAUUCUCAGUAGGUUUAUGAAUCCUUUUAAACAUUUUUUGAACUAUUUUUUCGAUAUAAUACUCUUGGAAAUUAAUAUUGGAUAAAGAAAUUCUAUAGCCUUCUCGGACUAACUACCAUUCGCCUUGUGUCCUUGUUCUGUUACUCUGUUAUUCCGGUAACAGAACUAAUUCCUAUAAUCAUUUUGGAUAGUGUUAUACUCUCACACGCUUUCAUCUGAUUUAAACUAACUGUUCAAUAACAGCCUUUGUGAUCGACUAUUCGACACAAAAGGAAAGAAAUUAUUGUAAUUAGAAUAAGAGACUGUUGUGAAGAUGGAUUUUGAAAGAUUCAUAUCGGUAAAAAAGACAGUAAUAAAAUAAAUAGGAGUGGGUGGGUUGCUUUGUGCUUUAAACAAAGAAGAAAAGGCAAAACAAUGCUUUUGAUAUUUUUACUUUGUAUUAUUAUUUAUUGAUUUUGAUUAAAAAGGGAAAGCUCAAAAAACUCCAAAAGAAUUGACAAAAUUGAAAACAAAAAGAUAAUUGAUAGAGAUCAAUGAUUCUUUACUUUAGCUUAGCCUUCUUCUUGGUGUAUAUUCUUUAUGUGUUUUUCCUACACUACUUUAACCUUUAUGCUGAUUUUCUAUUCGAGAAUUGGCUUGUUCUUUGGUUUGCAAUAUACAAGGGAAAAGGAUACAUUCAUAAAAUUAAAUUUGGAGAAUAAUUAGAAAUAUGGUAUGUGUAUAUUUAGUAAGGUGAUAUAUAUUACUUUAGCCCCAUAUGGAAUCUUCAUGGAUGGUAAAAAGAGCAAAGAAAAUCAGAGCAUAUCACAUGCACGAAAACUUUUACAUCUUAUGGAUUGCGUCAUAAGUAACUUCUGGGUGCACGCGUUACACUAGAUUACCGAGUUCUGACACGUUGUGAAACGAUAUUGGUUUAAAGUAUCAGAGGUGCAGGUGCACACUGAUACUGCAUCACAGUGGAUCAAAAUAAACGAGUUUAAUUCUCGACGAAGAAAUAUAUAAAGAGUUAAAGUUUCUUUUUUCUCCACCACUUUCUCACACACACACAAAAGCUCCCCAAAUCAAAUCUUCGCCGGAGAUACUCGAACCGGUGACGAUGAAGCGGACUACGUCAUCGAACUCGGAAGCGCAGAGCUACAUCGAAUCACCACUCUCUCCUCUUCGAUUCCAUUCCCCUCUCUCAGAUGCCGGAGAUCCACCGGAGAGCCGUUACGUUUCCCCAGAGGGAUCUCCUUUCAAACUCGACAACCCCAAGACAAUCGUAACCGACGGCAAGUUCCCGCCUCUUCCGCCGCCUCCUCCUCAGUUCCCGCCGCGGCAUCAGAGGAGCGCGAGAGGAGCCCCGACGAACUCUUCGUCCGAGAAGUCUCCGUCGUCUAUGGUGGUGUUCAAUCGCUGGGUGAGGGAGGAAGGUCCACAGACCACGACGAGGAAGGUUGGAGGCGGAGAGACGACGACGGUGAACAGAGCGAGACGAGAUGAAUUGGUGAGUAUAGCGGCGCUAGGGUUUAGAGUGAGCGAAGUGAUUCUGUGCGUGAUAUCGUUUUCGAUCAUGGCGGCUGAUAAAACUCAAGGAUGGAGCGGCGAUUCUUAUGAUCGUUACAAAGAGUACAGGUAUUGUUUGGCUGUAAACGUUAUAGCAUUCGUAUACUCUGCGUUUCAAGCUUGCGACGCUGCUUGCUACAUCGCUAAAGAGUCUUAUAUGUUGAACUGUGGAUUUCAUGACAUCUUCGUCUUCUCCAUGGAUCAAAUUAUUGCAUAUCUUCUGAUGUCGGCUUCUUCAUGCGCUGCUACUCGAGUUGAUGAUUGGGUAUCUAAUUGGGGAAAAGAUGACUUUACUCAAAUGGCAACCGCUUCCAUCGCUGUUUCUUUUAUAGCGUUUGUGGCGUUUGCAGUCAGCGCUUUGAUUUCUUCUUACAGGCUCUUCUCUCAUGCUUCCUCUUGAUUAUAUCCCCUUUUGUGUUGCCUGAGAACAAAUAUGACUCUUUUGUCUUUGUAUAGUUGCUCUUACAGCUUAGGAACCACCAUGGUAAUGAUCUUUGCUACUCUUUCUGUGA